CCAGGAGGAGUGGGGCCUCUUGGACCAUCCUCAGAAGGAGUUGUACAAGGGGGUCAUGCUGGAGAAUGCCCGGAACCUGCUCUCCCUGGGGCUUCCAGUUCCCAGAGAAGAUGUGAUCUCUUUCUUUGAGCAGAGGGAAGCACCGUGGAUGCUGGAGCAAGAAGGCCUGAGGAACCUCUGUCCAGAAAGAGAGACCAGACUUGAAAUGAAGGAGACACCUACAGAGCUAAGCCUUUCUAUGGAAGAAACUCACAAGCAGAGAUUCAUGAGUGAUGGUCCUUGUGACUUCACUUGGAGAGAAAUCUGUGCUGUACAUCAGAGAAUCCACACUGAGGAGAACCCUUAUGAACAUAAUCAGUGUGAUAAAGCCUUCAGUCAACAGUCAUCCCUUAUUUACCAUCAAAAAAAUUCAGGAGAGAAACCACAUGAGUGUCACGAAUGUGGCAAAGUUUUUAGUGAACGUGCAUCCCUUAUAAUACAUCAGAAAAUUCACACUAGAAAGAAAACUUAUGAAUGUAAUCAAUGUGGAAAGACAUUCAGAUAUAGGAAUGACAUUGCUGUACAUCACAGAAUCCACACUGGAGAGAAACCUUAUGAAUGUAAUCAGUGUGGAAAGACUUUUACACAGAAGGGUGGUCUUACUGUACAUCAGAGAACACACACUGGAGAGAAACGUUAUAAAUGUAAUCAGUGUGGAAAGACUUUCAGAUGUAGCUCCAGCCUUCCUGUACAUCAGAGAACCCACACUGGAGAGAAACUUUAUGAAUGUAAUCAGUGUGGAAAGACUUUUACACAGAAGGGUGGUCUUACUGUACAUCAGAGAACACACACUGGAGAGAAACGUUAUGAAUGCAAUCAGUGCGGAAAGACUUUCAGGUAUAGCUCCAGUCUUCCUGUACAUCAGAGAGUCCACACUGGAGAGAAACCUUAUGAAUGUAAUCAAUGUGGAAAGGGUUUCAGAUCCAGCUCCAGUCUUACUCAACAUUGGAGAAUCCACACUGGAGAGAAACCUUAUGAAUGUAAUCAGUGUGGAAAGACUUUCAUAAAGAGGGCCAGUCUUACUUUACAUGGCAGAAUCCACACUGGGGAGAAACCUUAUGAAUGCAAUCAGUGCGGAAAGACUUUUGGAUGCAGUACCAGGCUUGCUCUACAUGAGAGAAUCCACACUGGAGAAAAACCUUAUGAAUGUAAUCAAUGUGGAAAGGCUUUUACGCAGAGGGCCAGUCUUGCCUUACAUCAGAGAAUCCACACUGGAGAAAAACCGUACCAAUGUAAUCACUGUGGAAAGACUUUUACAGAAAGGAGCAGUUUUACUGUACAUCAGAGAACCCACACUAAAGAGAAACCUUAUAAAUGUAGUCAAUGUGGAAAGGCUUUCACACAGAGGGCCAGUCUUGAUCACCAUCAGAGAAUCCACACUGGAGAGAAACCAUAUGAAUGCAAUCAAUGUGAAAAGACUUUCCGAUACAGCUCCAGUCUUACUGUACACCAGAGAAUCCACACUGGAGAGAAACGUUAUGAAUGUAAUCAAUGUGGAAAGACUUUUACAGAGAGGAGCAGUUUUACUGUACAUCAGAGAACCCACACUGGAGAGAAACCUUUUGAAUGUAAUCAGUGUGGAAAGACAUUCAGAACUAGAUCUGGUCUUGCUGUACAUCAGAGAAACCACACUGGGGAAAAACCUUAUAAAUGUAAUCAGUGUGGAAAGGCUUAUCCACAGAGGGCCAGUCUUGAUCAUCAUCAGAGAAUCCACACUGGAGAGAAACCUUACGAAUGCAAUCAAUGUGGAAAGACUUUCACCUGCCGCUCCAGUCUUACUGUACAUCACAGAAUCCACACUGGAGAGAAACCUUAUAAGUGUAAUCAAUGUGGAAAAACUUUUAGAUGUAGUUCCAGUCUUCCUAUACAUCAGAGAAUCCACAAUGGAGAGAAACCUUAUGAAUGUAAUCAGUGUAGAAAGACUUUUACACAGAGGGCUGGUCUUACUGUACAUCAGAAAAUCCACACUAGAGAGAAACCUUAGGAAUGUAAUCAAUGUGGAAAAACUGUCGAAAAGAAAGAAUCUUUCUGAAUAUCAGAGAAUCCACAUUGGAGAAAAACCUUAGGAAUGUAGUCAGUGUGGAAAAACUUUCAGAUGUAGCUCCAGUGUUCCUGUACAUCAGAGAAUCCUCAAUGGAGAGAAACCUUAUUAAUGUAAUCAAUGUGGUCAAGCCUUCAGGAAAAAGUCAGCUCUUAUUUCCCAUCAGAAAAUUCAUAC
Trichosurus vulpecula (common brushtail) is the source of this 2257-nucleotide messenger RNA. RefSeq names its product zinc finger protein 84 (gene ZNF84). Gene Ontology annotation, molecular function: DNA-binding transcription factor activity, RNA polymerase II-specific; RNA polymerase II cis-regulatory region sequence-specific DNA binding. NCBI's taxonomy places the organism in Eukaryota, Metazoa, Chordata, Mammalia, Diprotodontia, Phalangeridae. The record is from RefSeq and is a predicted model, not a curated record. The transcript is spliced from 4 exons. Gene Ontology annotation, biological process: regulation of transcription by RNA polymerase II. Bases 56 to 2023 code for a protein of 655 amino acids.